GUCUAACAGUACCCAUAAAAACUACACACAGAAUUGUAUAAAUAACAGCGAGUUUGAUGCCAUGAUUUAAACCAUUAAACCUUCGGGAAACAACCAGGUCACUGAUUAUAAUAAUAGCGACUAUAAAACCGCGACGUUUGUCCAAAAGCAGCAGCAGAGGACCCAAAAUUUGGGGGCACCUUUAAUGGCUCCUGAUGAAGGUGUGCAGGUAAUACUUUGAGAGCCCCGUAAGACGCCAUGUCUGAAGAGGCAAUUUCAGAAAGUGACCUGGAGGCCAGCCUUAACAGUGAAGAGGAGUAUUUAGAAAAUGAGGAAGAGGAAGACAAUGAAGACAUGGAGGAAGAUGAGGAUGAAAAUGAUGGAGAUGAUGAAGACGACAGUGUUGAUCGACCUGCGAGUGCCCAGAGCCGGACAGAAACGGGUCAGGAUGACAGGGACUCCACCUCAGCUACCUCUGGAGAGCCUUCCUCCGAGCCUCCAUCUCAGCCUGCAUCCCGCCCAUCCUCUAGGGCCCCUUCCAGACCUGCCUCUCGUUCUCCAACAAGCCCAGAGAACUCGAGCAAGAGUGGGCCACCUUCUAGCAAAACAAAGAAACAGAAAGCCUGUAAACUGAACAAAUCCUCAAAGUCUCUGAAAGGCUCCAAACCUUCAAAGCCAUCUAAGCCUGCACACAUGAGGAAGAAUAUCAGAAAGCUGCUGAAAGAGGAUCAGCUAGAGGCUGGAACCAAGGCUGCUCAGCAGGAAGAGAUGGAGAGGCGGAAACGUCUGGAGCAGCAGAGGAAGGACUUUCCUACACCAGCUCCAGCUGUCCCAGACUCUCAACUAGCAGUGGAGACUGCUUCAAUUUUAGGAGAAGUGUCUCACUUAGUCCCUGGUCUCCUGGGCAAGCAGGAUGUGAUCUGUCUGGACAGCAGUGGUGAAGAAGAUGAAAAAGCGGAGCCUACGUUGCCCGGACUUCCCAUUAGAGAUGAUGUAAUUGAGCUCAGUUCUGGGGAUGAAGACGCCCUGCAGAUAAGCAGUGAGUCGGCUGAUGAGGAUCCUGAUGGUGCCCAUGGGACAGAGGAGAGUAGUGGAGCACACAUCAACGAUGAUCUGAACCUGCCUGAUGUUCAAGGUCGAGUGCUGGUUAAUAUCAAUCACCCUGCAGAGGAGAAAGACAUUUUCCUCGCCCCACAGCUGGCCAGGGCUGUCAAACCUCAUCAGAUCGGGGGAAUCCGGUUUCUCUAUGAUAACCUCAUUGAGUCUCUGGAGCGCUAUAAUACCAGCAGUGGCUUUGGCUGCAUCCUUGCUCACAGCAUGGGGCUGGGCAAAACAUUGCAAGUCAUUUCCUUUAUUGACAUCCUGCUGAGGAACACUGAGGCCCACACUGUGCUUGCUAUUGUCCCUGUGAACACACUUCAGAACUGGCUAACAGAGUUUAAUCUCUGGCUCCCACCUCAAGAAGCCCUCCCCCCUGACACCGACCCCACAUUCGUCACUGGCCGCACAUUCAAAGUUCACAUUCUCAAUGAUGAGCACAAAACAACGCUGGCCAGGGCCAAGGUUGUGGAGGAGUGGUCUAGAGAUGGAGGUGUGUUGCUCAUGGGUUAUGAAAUGUACCGGCUGCUGUCCAUGAAGAAGAGCUUUGUGAUGGGCAAGAAGAGGAAAUCAAAGAAGCCUGCCGGACCAAUCAUCAUUGACCUGGAUGAGGAAGACAGACAGCAAGAGCUCAUGAAAAGUAUUGAGAAGGCCAUAGCAAGGCCCGGCCCAGACGUAGUGAUCUGUGAUGAGGGCCAUCGCAUUAAGAACUACCACGCCAGCACAUCCCAGGCCCUAAAGAACAUCCGGUCCAGACGCAGGGUAGUUCUGACAGGUUACCCCCUGCAGAACAACCUUAUCGAAUACUGGUGCAUGGUGGACUUUGUCAGGCCUGACUUUUUAGGCACACGCCAGGAAUUCAGCAACAUGUUUGAGCGUCCAAUCCUAAAUGGUCAGUGUGUGGACAGCACUCCUCAAGAUGUUCGCUUGAUGCGCUACCGCAGUCACGUGUUGCAUAGCCUGUUGGAGGGCUUCGUCCAGCGACGAGGUCAUGAUGUGUUGCGAGACCAGCUUCCUACCAAGGAGGAGCAUGUGAUCCUGGUACGGCUCUCCCCCAUUCAGAGGGCACUCUAUACCGAGUUUAUGAAACGCUUUCGAGAAGCAGGGAACACGGGCUGGCUCGGCCUCAAUCCACUCAAAGCUUUCUGUGUUUGCUGCAAGAUCUGGAAUCACCCAGACGUCCUCUAUGAAGCCCUGCAGAAAGAGAAUCAGGCCAACGAGCAGGACCUAGACCUCGAUGACAUCACUUCAGCUAGUAACCCUCGCUGCCCUGCACCCGGUGCUGGCCUCAAAUCCAAAGUAGCAGACUCAAGCAACAGUAAAGUCAACAGCACCCUGCCACCACUCAAUUCCUCUCAGGACAGAGCCAAUCAAGUCAUCACAUAUGAAUGGGCAAAGGACAUAAUGUCCAACUAUCAGAGAGGAGUUCUUGAGAACUCUGCCAAGAUGGUUCUGCUCUUCCACUUGAUUGAUGAGAGUGUGAGGAGAAGAGACAAGAUUUUGGUCUUUAGCCAAAGCUUGUCCACCUUGACGGUCAUUGAGGACUUCUUAUCAAAGAGACCCAUGCCGCAGGGCAUUGCCUCCACUGAUGGCCAGAGCCAAAACUGGGUUCGCAACCUCAAUUACUACAGACUGGAUGGGAGUACAUCUGCCUCAGAAAGGGAGCGGCUUAUUAAUCAGUUUAAUGACACAGAAAACCGCUCAACAUGGGUCUUCCUGCUUUCUACCAGAGCGGGCUGUUUGGGGGUAAAUUUGAUUGGAGCAAAUCGCGUCGUCGUGUUUGAUGCAUCGUGGAACCCCUGUCAUGAUGCCCAGGCUGUGUGUAGGGUUUACCGAUAUGGUCAGAGAAAGCCCUGCCACAUUUACCGCCUCGUCUGUGACUUUACCUUGGAGAAAAAGAUCUACGACAGACAAGUCUCCAAACAGGGCAUGUCAGACCGCGUGGUUGAUGACCUGAACCCAGUGCUUAACUUUACUCGUAAGGAGGUGGAGUCGCUGCUGCACUUUGUUGAGGAGGAGCCUGAAGCUGAGAAGAUCCUUCUAGAAUCCCUGGCAAUAUAUGAGCCAGUGAUAUCUCAAGCUUGUCAGCUUUAUCCACAUCUCAUCACAAAGCUACCUUUCCACCACGAGUCUCUGCUGGUGGACCGGAAAGAGUCGAAACUGACCAAAGCAGAGAAGAGAGCUGCUAAGAAGAGCUACGAGGAUGAGAAACGAGCCUCUGUACCUUAUUCCCGUCCAUCAUAUGCCCCCUAUUACCCAACCAGUGAUUAUCCGCUCACAAACAUGCCAGCAUUUAGCCAGCGUGGAUGGCGUCCCAUGACACGGCCAGAUGACAAGCCCGUGGCAAGUGUCAGGCCAAUUCAGUCAACACCAAUACCCAUGAUGCCUCGCCAGGUUGGCAUGGGCAUGGUUGGCUCCGGCUCUCCCGGCAGUCUCCCUGUCAACUUUCUCCAGAAAGCUGGUGUUUACGUGCAGAGGAUUGUCACCACAACAGAUAUAGUAAUCCCAGGAGCCAACAGCUCAACAGAUGUUCAAGCUCGAAUCAGCGCAGGAGAGAGCAUCCAUGUUAUCAGAGGAUCUAAAGCAGGUACCUACAUCAGAACAAACGAUGGACGAAUAUUUGCCAUUCGAUCUGGAAAGAUCAGUCGACCUGUAGCCGGGGGUUCUGCUGCUUCAAGAGACACCCAGGGUUCGGGGAUCCGACCAGUCAGUAAUGGCUGUUCUUCCCCUGUGGAUCAAAACCAACGUUCCCCCAACGGCGAGCAGCGACCCUCUUCUCCCUUAGGCACUGAGAUUCUCAGAGAGCUCAGCCAUUACACCUCAUCCACAGGCGACGCUGCUGCUGCUGCUGCUGCUGCUGGAGCAGGGAACGAUUUGGCGUCGCCGUCAGACAUGUCAUCUGUGCCGUCGGGAGAUGGAAACGCUUCACAAAACUAUCAGGCCCGCGAUCUCAGUAGGCUCGGUGACGACCUCCUGAGUUCAUCUUUAGAGAUGCGAGGCACCAAACGCAAGAGUACUGAAAGUCAGGGAAACGCACAAAUGGGAGACAAAUGUACUUCUGCUGCAGCUCAUUUCCCUGCGCUUUCAGGUGGGCUCAGUUUUCCUCCAGUGGGUCUGAACUCUUCAUCCCUACUUGGGAACCUUGGUCACCCACUUAGUCACCCACUUCUAAUGGCUGGUAGUGGUGGAUCAUCAUUCCUACAAACACCAGGACAAACACUGGCUGACCUACAGACCAUAUUUCCCUCUGCAGGCACAGACCUACUGAGACAACCUGCCACAGGGAACGGGCACCUUCCCACCCCUUCCUCUUCCUCUCUGUCCCCUAUUUUCUCCUCUGCCUCUACCACCAUUCCUAUGUCAUCUACAUCCUCAGCAGCAACUUCUUCCUCCCUACCAUCUGGUUCUCUGCCUCGGUACUUGAUGAACCCCAACAUGGCUGGCCUGCUUUCACCAAGGUUCCCCCUCAGCUUCGGUCAGCCAUUGCUCUCUGAGCCGAGGCUGUUCUCCACGCCUCUUCUCUCAGGGUCAGGGGGGUUUUCUGCACCCAACUCCAGCUCGGCUACAUCCAGCUUCCUGUCCCACUUCAACAAUCCCACUUCCAGCCUGUUGGGGGCAGCUCUGACCCAACCAGACAGACAUCAAAGUACAGAGAAUGGCGGUGACAGUUCAGAUGAUGAUGUUAUUGAGGUGACAGGCCAGUAAGUCAGGAGUCUCAGAAAGUACUGGCAAGGCAGUUACACGCAUACACACCUGUUUAACCUAAAGUGCAUUAGGAAUGGGAAUAUUUAAAUCUUUUAUGCAACUAAAUCAACUAAAUUCUGUUGUACCCCUCAAAGUUGCGUGCUAUUUUCUGAAUUUGAAUUUGCUCUCAGAAUGCAAAUGAAUUAAAGAGAAAAAAGUGCAACUUGAUUAGAUUGAAAUGCAUAAAUAAUAAAACUUCUCAGGAAGCAUUUAUGUUAAUCCUGAACCUCUUAAAUAGAAUGAAGUUACCUGCUUUGACUUUAUUUGGCAGUGUUUCACUUAUGACGUCAUAAGUGAAACACAUCUGAAUUCCCAUUUCUAAUGAUGUCAUUAAACAUCACACAUCAGGACGUUCACAAACAGCUCAUACCUUAUUGACUUUCCAGAGUCAAGAGUUACAAAAUCCUCAUGCUGACUGUCCCAGGUUGUUGAGCUGGAGCAGCAGAGCAGUGGGAACAGACCUUUGUCAUAUGGGGACCAGCCGAAUCUUUCAGGGAGGCAAAACAGCCUCUUUGUGCUACGUUUUUAAGCGAGGCUACGCGUACAGUUUUCUUUCCUCUGACUUUAAAUGAAAGUGAUUUGAAACUUCUUCUUUUUUUCAUGGCCAGUUUCUUAUUAAAAAGUGUAACAAAACUGGAACGCUACAUGCCACAAUAAUGAAUAACUCACAGUAGCUAAUGGGUGGGGGGAUUGUGAAAAUCCCCAAUAUAUUGAGAGAUGAUCCUUCAAGGCUCACCUUUAACAACAGGAAUUUUAGGCUUUCAAGCAUAUUUUAGUCUUUAGCAGUUUGAUAGACAUUGUAGCUCCCCUGUUAAAGGAUAUGUGUGAUACUAUAAUUGAACAUGUUGAUACUUUGUAAAUAAACAGUCAUUAUCAUUGUUUAUAUUGCAAGUCAAUACUGUGCAGUGUGUAGAUUUUGGUUGUAAGGAAAUGGUUUAUUAAUAUGGUGACAGUCAUCAUGAUAAACCCACCCUGAGGAUGCUGGGGAAGCAAAUUUCUGUUUAACUUUGUAUUUUUUUUUCCCUUAAAAUUAAAAUGAAUGUACUAUCAUGCUAGCCUUUGAUAACACAGGGGCAGGGACAUGGAUUUGGACUGUGUUCUUUCAUUUUUAGCCUUAAAUAAACACAGAGGGGUCUUCAGUCUUAGCAUUUAUCUUAUUUUUUACAAAUCUGUCCUACUGACAUUUAGACCCUCGGCGGCAAACUGAAAACACAAAUUUAAGGUAGAUUUUGACUCAAAGCCAAAAGGAGCUCAAACCAAGGUUUAAUGUUGCUAGCUUAUUUGCAGAAGCCUGUCAUUUCUCCUCCAUUACAGUUCUUACUGAAGUGUCCCCACCAUUUUGUUCAUGACUACUCCGUGAGCUUACACUCAACAUGUAAUCUCAGCUGCAGUAACUGUAUUAGGGUUUUUCUUUCUGAGAACAAAUGUUACCUGAGCUAUAGAAACCAUUGCAUUCAUGCAGCCUGAGAGCAUCAAAAUGUCGCUAAUGUAGCCACCAACCAUCAAAUUAGAUGUAACUACCCUUUCGGUACAACCACCUGUGACUGUGGCAGAACCGGGUCAGGUGAUAUGGUGGCCUUACAAAACUGACAGUGCCAUAAUGUGGUAGCUUUUCACCUCAGUGCAGUGCAGUGUAAGUAGCUUCUGUCAGUAGUGUCAGUCAGUGUAGAUAUGCGGUGCUUUAGGGAGUUUGGGUCUUCACUGUUCUCUGUAGCCUUGUGUUUCUGUGUUAUCAUGUCACCUUGAGCUAAUUAGUUUUAGGAAAGUCGCUUUCCUCUGUUGGUAAACUAGGCUAGAUGCUUAUUAGCCUUUAGAGACACUGGAUAACCUGAGACAACAGAUCAUUCCCUGUUGAGUUACGUUACUCGUAUGCGUUUUAUUCUGGGGACCUUCUCUCUCCCCUGUUGAGUACUGUUCUUUUUUAUUUGCUGCAGGUUUCCUCUGUCAGCUUGGAUACUUCUAUUUUUUUCUCCCCCUCCAGUUUUUCUUGAACACAUCUUAGGAACUUGUGAUUUGGUUUGUUUCCAAUUUGAAGGUAAAGCUAGCACUUUGUAAAAGGACCAUAUCUGCUGGUGAGCUGUACAAGGUACAAAAUAACGACCCCGUGUCUUUGUUACGUCUUCUCGAUCAGUUGGAAACGCUUUACAUCUUUUGUUCUUUGGAAUAUUUCAUUCAUUUACAAAAAAAAAAAAAUCUUUGGUGUUCACCUGGCAGUCGUGUCCCUCAUUACAGUCUAAAUAUCUGAAAUGUAUUUAUUUAUGAUGGAAAAUGUUGUUUUUGUAAUUACAUUUUUUAACUUUUUUUUUUCGAUUUGUCCCAUUAAUGGCUGCUCUAGUAAGAGUUUCAUACAUGCAGCCUAAACCGAAGCAAAAUAUGACUGUGUUAUCAAUGUUAUUUUAACAAUAAAACACUCUUCUAUUGCAGUGUCAAUCAUACACAAAUACAUUUAUUUUAAAUGCCAUGAUGUAUCCAAACGUGACUGUACAAAUAAUCAGAAAUGACAGGAUCACCAGUAACCUGAGAAGAGGUCAACAUUAUUUCAAUGUUAGGUCAAUAUACACUAUAUUAUGGGCUUUUAACCCCCCACCCCCCAAAAAAUAAUCCUAACCCAUUAGAUUUAAGUCCUUUUUUUUUAAUGCCGUUUGUUCAGUCGUCAGCAAGACUGAGCGAAACCGAAUUCUGUUAGCCUCGGAGGAGAGGUGGAGCAUGGAUAAAAGAAGAUCCUAUUACAUUUUUGUGUAAAUCCUGAUGGGGUUUUUUUUCUUUAAAAUUGUAAGACAGGACAUUGGCCUGGGCAGAGGAAAUGCUCUCUUGGGUAUAUUUAAAUCAGAUGGCGCUCAAGUAACAUGUCAAGCAAGAGACUGAAGCAGCAGUUGGCAGCUCUAAUUACAGCCUGACUGAUUUAUCGGCUAACCAGUAUUAUUGUCCAAUAUUAGGUAUUUGCUAAUCUAUAAAUGAAUGAAAA
Messenger RNA from Oreochromis niloticus (Nile tilapia), 7786 nucleotides. RefSeq names its product RAD54 like 2 (gene rad54l2). Bases 238 to 4782 code for a protein of 1514 amino acids. The transcript is spliced from 22 exons. Gene Ontology annotation, molecular function: ATP hydrolysis activity; ATP binding. Gene Ontology annotation, cellular component: nucleus. The record is from RefSeq and is a predicted model, not a curated record. NCBI's taxonomy places the organism in Eukaryota, Metazoa, Chordata, Actinopteri, Cichliformes, Cichlidae.